Molecule: messenger RNA, 1638 nt
Organism: Clunio marinus
Lineage: Eukaryota; Metazoa; Arthropoda; Insecta; Diptera; Chironomidae
Source: the annotation of a GenBank genome assembly
AAAAAAAGUUAAAAUAUACUCAUGUAAUUGACACAGAAUGAAAAAUAAUGAAAAAGAAUUUCUUAAAUCAUUAUUUCGAGAGUUCUGAUAUAAAAUUCAUAAUUUUCAAUGUUUAUGAAUACAAUUAAGAGAGUUAUAUAUACCCAAUUCAUAUGUAUAUGAUGAGCGUUUAAUCAAAAAUUUUUACAAAACAAACAACACUUGAAACAAUUUAUGAAAUCAGAUCCAGAAGGAUAUUUAUCAAUUGCUGUCAUAAAAAUGAAACCACACAACUCAGGAUCAACAAAGCUUACAAGAAAACUACAAACAAAUAAUUAUUUUUCAUCUUCCAAACCUGAAAGAAAAGAAUGGAAGUGCAAUAUUUGUCACAAAGACUUUGAGACGGAUGCAAUGUUAAGAGAACAUGAAAACAUUCAUGUUACACCUUUCUGUGAGCAAUGCAAGAAAAUGUUCAAAUCUGCGAAAUUUCUUCAUCUUCAUCAACUUUCGCAUCAUUCAAAUCAACAAGAAUCGAAAGAACAUAAAUUGAGUAGUUCAGAGGAAGAGCAGUUGAGUAUUUGUGAAGAUUUGACACUCAACAAAGUUAAAGAAGAACCCAUUGAAUUGGUUUCUGAGCCGGAAAUAGAAAACUUAUUAAAUCAAGAUCCUCAAAAUUCAUCAAAUGCAAUUCAAGAUACUUCAUCACGUGAAAGUAGUUGUCGAAGUGCAGAUUUCUAUUCAGAUGCAUCAAAGACUCUCGGCAUUUGGAGGAACUUCACAGAUCAUCCUGCCCAAUCAUUCUUAGAACAUUCAAGUGUCCCAAUGAACAUAAAACUGGAGCCUCUGGAUGCUCCUGUUGAAUCCGAUCAAUUCGAUUUUAUCAUCAACGAAAUUUUAAAAAAACCAAAUGAAAGCAGUCCAUGUUCGUCAAAAUUAUCACUUGUUGCUGAAGAAAUUCCAUUGCAACAAAACUUUUGGACGCAAUCAGAGAAUCAAAUUCAACAAGAUCAAGAAGUUUGGACAUGUGACAUUUGUAAUCGUAACUUUAGUACAAAACAAAUUCUCCAACGACAUCGCAUUGCUUUGCAUGAUCACAAUAAAGAUUUCAAAUGCGAUCAAUGCGACAUGUGGUUCAGUAGCUCAAACAAUCAUGAACUUAUAAAGCAUGUUAAUGAAGUUCAUAAUGGUUUUAAGAAGUUUAUAUGCGAUUAUCAUGGAUGUAACAAGGAAUUUUCAAGACGUGAUGCGUUAAAACGUCAUCGACAAACACACGAGGCACAAAAGAAGAAAAUUAUUAUGCAACAAGCUUCAAGUAAGCUUACUGGAGUUCCAUCAACUCUUUCUACCUAUAGUUGUUUCGAUUGUGGCCUCAAUUUCCGUUAUCAAACUGCACUCAUCCUUCACUUAAAGGAUCAUAAAGUUUAAGCCUAUUUUUGUUGUAAAGAAUUUUAAGAGUCUGUAGACAUAGAAACGAAACAAAAUUCGAUAAAUAAAAUCAUGAUAUAAAAAUAGUUUUUGAUAUUUCCGCAAUAAAAAGAUUUUUAUCAACUUCUUAUUCAAUGAAAUUAAUGUUUUUACUUCUGAAGAGAGACUGCGAAACUAUUUAAGUUAGAGAAUGAACUAAAAAUUUAAAUUGGAAAUCACACGCUUGAGUGGUCG